Molecule: messenger RNA, 6262 nt
Organism: Ictalurus punctatus (channel catfish)
Lineage: Eukaryota; Metazoa; Chordata; Actinopteri; Siluriformes; Ictaluridae
Gene: nuak1b
Product: NUAK family, SNF1-like kinase, 1b
Exons: 7
Coding region: 1043-2935 (630 amino acids)
Biological process (GO): microtubule cytoskeleton organization; protein phosphorylation; intracellular signal transduction
Cellular component (GO): cytoplasm
Molecular function (GO): tau-protein kinase activity; protein serine/threonine kinase activity; ATP binding
Source: RefSeq, a predicted model, not a curated record
UAUUCCUGCCUGUAAUUCGGGAGGAGAGCAGACAGAGAUACAGGGCGACGGAGGAGAGCUACAUCAUGGCCAUGUUGAAGAGGGCGCAGCUGUACGAAAGCGCCAGCAGCCGCGCGCGUCUCACCUCGACGUGGUCACUGAGCGCCGCACGCGCCGCAGCCGGAAGCCAGACGAGCGACGCCGAGGCGCGCGAGCCGCCGACAGAAUGAGGCUCCUCCGCACGCGGACCGCCGAGCUCGGCGCUGCUCUCACGGCAAGCAGUCACGCUUUAGGUGUUAGGUUUUUUUUUUAUCUAUCCUUUUUUUUUUUUUUUUUUUUUUUUUUUUUUCGGUUAAUUCCAGCAAUAUCAGUUGUAGGCUAUGCGGUAAACAAAGAAAUACCGGUUGGAGGCCAUGGUCAGAUACCGAGAACGGAAAGUGACGCGUUUGUAGGCUGAGAAUAGGUGAAAUAACAUUACUUAGGCGAAUUGCGUCGCUUUUUUUUUUUUUUUUUUAUUAUUAUUUUUUAUGUAGCUAGUGAAUUAAAUGCCUAGCAGCAAGUGUACUAUAAAUAGGACAGUCGCCUAUCUGUAGCUACCUUUAGGGACAAUUAGCGUCCACAAUUCUUAAUUCAUAGACUUAUUAGUGUUCAUAUUAAAAUGCCUGAUAUCAUGCACGUGAGAUGGCAGUUUACACGCAUAACCUCCCCAUCAUCCUCUUUUUUUAGCUCCUUUUGUCGGUGCUCGACCCUUUUUUAGGCUAAGGAAUAGAUAUUAGAUAGGUAGGUAGAAUACACAACAUGAGGGAUCACUAGAGAUCCUUGUAAUCACUGACACUCAUCAUUAUUUUAGAUGUCAACAUAUAGCAUAAUAUAACAUAUCAUAUCAUAACAUAACAUUAAUAUAGGCUACAAGCAGACGAGACGAGAGCGUCGUUGUCUAUCGUUUAUUUAUUUAUUUAUUUAUUGAUAUAUCUUGGCUAUAAAUUGGGCGUAUUAUCCUAUGAUUGAUACUUCGAAGUAUUAGAGGUAGUAGAGUAAACAUUAAUCAAAGCAGGAAGUGUUGAUGUCCUGCGUGGACAUGGAUGUUAGCCGGCCAGAAGGUGAGGCGCUGCUCCAGGACUCACCGGGGAAACCGGGAGCCGAUGAGCCGCUCGCUGCUUCACCUCAGUCGGGCGCGGAGAGCCAGCGCAGCUCGGGGGUGAAGAAACACCACCACAAACACAACCUGAAACACCGCUACGAGCUGCUGGAGACGCUGGGCAGAGGCACGUACGGCAAAGUGAAGAAGGCCAUCGAGAGACAUUCAGGGAGGGUGGUUGCUAUUAAGUCUAUUAAGAAGGAAAAAAUCAAGGAUGAGCAGGACAUGGUGCAUAUCCGUCGGGAGAUUGAGAUCAUGUCGUCCCUACGCCACCCCCACAUCAUUUCCAUAUAUGAAGUAUUUGAGAAUAAGGACAAGAUUGUGAUCGUGAUGGAGUAUGCCAGUAAGGGGGAGUUGUAUGACUACAUCAGCGAGCGUCGGCGACUUACGGAAAGAGAGACACGCCACUUCUUCAGGCAGAUCGUGUCUGCGGUGCACUACUGCCAUAAGAAUGGUGUAGUGCACAGGGAUUUGAAACUGGAAAAUGUGCUACUGGAUGAGAACUGUAAUAUAAAGAUUGCAGAUUUUGGCUUGUCCAACCUGUACCAUAAGGACAAACUUUUGCAGACAUUUUGUGGUAGCCCGCUGUACGCAUCACCAGAGAUCGUCAAUGGAAGACCUUAUCGUGGCCCUGAGGUGGAUAGCUGGGCGCUUGGAGUGCUGCUCUAUACUCUGGUUUAUGGUACGAUGCCAUUUGAUGGGGGAGACCACAAGAACCUCAUCCGCCAAAUCAGCAAUGGUGAAUACAAAGAACCGACCCAGUCGUCAGAUGCUCGUGGUCUGAUCCGCUGGAUGCUGAUGGUGAAUCCUGAGCGGCGCGCUACAGUGGAGGACAUUGCCAAUCACUGGUGGGUCAACUGGGGUUGGAAGAACAGUGUGUGUGACUGCGAGAGCCAACGUGACACAGGGUCCCCCAUGUUGGCUCGCCUAAUCGACUGGCAGAGCCGCACUGAGCCGCGAGUGCCCAAAGGAGCCCGGUCUGAACCACUUCCACUCAUCCGUCAACGGCCUAAGAAGAGCAAGAAGGAGAAUGAUGGAGGGAUGCCCCACUGUGAUGAGGACGACAGCCUAGGCUUGAAGCGACCAAAGGGAAUACUUAAAACUCGGCCUUCUGAAGAGCAGCGCUCACCCAGCCUGGAGGACAUUGAGCUGAUGCCUGCCAUUGAAGGUGCAGAAAAAGAGGAGGGGUCUUCAGCUGACCAAGAGGAAGAGGAGCCUACGUUCACAGGAGGACUUCUGGCCAAGAUGGCCCCUGUUCUCCCAAAGAAGGGCAUCCUGAAAAACAAGCAACAACGGGAAUCAGGGUACUACUCUUCACCAGAGCGCAGCGAGUCCUUUGACCUGCUAAGCAGCAGCAGUAUCACACCCCUUGGUGCCAGCUCACCACCCAAACGCACAGUGGGGAGGAAGGGCAUUCUGAAGCGCAAUGGAAAGUACUCCACCUACAGUGCCACACCUUCUGUGGCUGCCCUUGGAGAGACUCCAUCUGGUGAUUCAGGUUUAUGGCGUAGCCAGAGCCGGCCAUCCAGCAUUGUGGGGGAAGACAGCAGCGUCCUGACCAACAGCUCCUUCAGUGGGGCAGAGUGGCCCCAAAUCGGCCCAAGGCCCAACAUCCGAGGCUGUGCGUCAGCUGAGAAUAUACUCCAGCUGGCCAACUUUAAAGGGUUACAGGCAGCUCCAGCCCUGCAUGUAGGGAAGUUUGGUCGAGGGGCUCACGGCUCACCUGGGGACAACAGCAGCUUCUCCCUGCUGGGAGACCUGGAUGAUGUAACACAGGUAUACCAGCAAGCCCUGGACAUCAGCAGCAACCUGGUGUAGAGAGAGAGAAAUGGGGAGAGGGUGCUCUAGAGAGAAGUCUGAGAGAAUGUAUGUGGAGGUGUUUGUUUUGUGUAUCUCUGACGACCAGUUGCAGUGCUGGGAUAAUCUGAUAGAAAGGCUUGCAUGGAUUGAAUCGAGGGAGUUAUACACUGCCAAACACACACCAUGUAAGACUUGAGAUUUGUGAAGUAAGAAAAUUGAUUGUUAGCCCUCUAGUGCCCUUGACCCUCAUGAGUUCAAAUGUUUACAUGUUAAGCAAAAAGUGAGUUAAAAUCACACAUAGACACCCUACAGCGGGAGGCUCGAAUCAAAAUAAUCAAAAUAAAGAGCCGAGCUAUGUUUACAAAAGCACCUUAACUCACACAGAGCACAUGUUGUGAUCUUUACUUCCUAUGAAAAAGAAAAAGAAAACCAGGGUCUUGCUCAAAAUGAACUGUCAGUGUCAUUUAUUUAUUAAUAUUUUGCAUAGAUUUAACGAUACAGAACUGGUGUGGUCUGACUGUACUGGAAGAACUUCAUCUCUCCUUAAACUCAAAUGGAACUGACAUAUAUAAUGGCUAUGUUGUUUAAUUAGUUAUUAGAAAGAACAAUUACCUGCCUACAUAAGGCACGAGGUCUCAUGUACAUGACAGACUCUUACAGGUCUUAUAUCCAGUCACAUAUUUAUGAGAAUAUGUAAGAAGUGCCUUUUUAAUUGAUAUGAAAUUAUGUAUGUCAUUUCCUUAAGGUGGAGAGAGAUGCCAGGUGGAGCCAUCACCAGAUGUGCUUGUUAACAUGUUGAACGUUGAGCGACCCAGGACCUUAGAGCACAAAGCCUUUUCAUAUUAACCGGCUAUCGCAAUACCUCACUAUUAGCUUAAGCAAUCAGGCACGUUUGGUCGUUUUGAAGAUUAUUUUCAGAUGUUACUUAAUUACGGUGGAGGCAGGCAGCUUUUAAAGCUCCUUACCCAAUGCAACCUCUCUAAAGCCAUCACGCAGUGACCUUAUUUCUGUUCAGUCUGCUGCAUUUAUCUUGGUUUUUGUCCUCAAAGACAUCCUUUAAAAAACUCAUGUGCCUGAAGGAGUCUAAGAAGAGAACUAGUGUAUCGAGUUCCUCUCUGGGUUCGCGAAUACAAAUUCUCAUUUUAUGCUGAAAUGGAUGGUUUGGACAUUUCCAUUGUUCCCCCCCCCCCCCCCCCCCCCCCUGGAAACCUGUAGUCACUGUGUGUUUAUAUCUAGUGCAGUUAUGCUUCAUUGACUAAUACAGAGCUACUGUUCGCCAAUAAUCUUUGUGUCAUUCAGCAUGAUGAGGUAAAUAUAUUUAUUUCAAAACAAUGUUCCUGCUUUUGGAUCCAAUUCCAAAAAAAAAAAAAAACUCCUUGCCAUGGCAUGUUUGUACUGGAACUUGUCCUAGCUAUCAGGAUAAAGAGAUUUAAUACACAUUUAAACGAGUAGAGCUGUUGCUCAGUGAUCAGUGCGAGCGUUUACAUUCGUUUAGCCUUAAUGUAGUUCUGUCUAGUUUGCUAUAGAUGGUAGGUGAGUGUGGAUGUUGAGUGAGAGAGAUAGAGUAAUGUGUUCAUAGUGGUAGGUACAUGAAAAAUGUCGAGCCUUUUCCAGUAAGUAGGUUUUAUGAUUGAUUUACUGGAAAUGGAAGUGGAAGGAUGACUGCAAGUGUUGAAGUAGCAUGACGAGAUAAGUAGAAAUGAAGAAAGUGAGUGGAUAGGGAUUACAUUUUACUCAUGGUGGGAUGAGAUCUAAACGAUCGAAGGGAAAGAAUCUUUUAAACACGCCUGUGUUAUCGUACAUGGAUGUUAGUGUUCAACUGAGCGUUUCUUGUUUGUUCAGCUCCAAUAAACGUCCAGCAUCGUUGAGUUGCAACAGUACAGCUGAAUAUGAUGAAUUCCCAAAUCACUGCAGGAAGUGCACAUAUAAUAACAACAACAACAAACAACAAACUGACCAAACAUCUGUAGGACAUAUGAAGGCAUUUUGUGCAGCAGAGGUCCUGGGUACUGAGAGAAAUGAGACACCCUUUGUGUAUCGUAUUGUAUUGCAUUUUAAUAUUGCAUCGUAUUGUCAACUGGAUUCACAGUGAAGGAAUUAUACUAUGUUAGUAUUUUGUUUAAUUAUAUUUCAGUUUUUGAUUCUCCAAAAUAUUGAACCUUUAUUAUUUUUAUUUUAUUUUAUUUUAAUGGCAGAAACUUGGAUGCGGCUAGGUUUGACUGAUUCGACUAGGGCUAACCUAAGCCCAUCUCCUCUGGGUUCAUGUUAAACCUAACAUGAACCCAUUUAAUGUAAUCCAUACAUUAAAUAAAAAUCGCUUCAGUGAAAUACAGCGUUAGAUGAGCAUUCACACUUUGACGCCUACGCAGUGGUUUAGUGGACAGGUCUAACUUUUGACUAGGCCCUUUCAGCAGCACUUCAAUUCACAGUAGUUUUCCCAAAUUUUCCAGAAUGCUCCUAUCUGAAACAUCUGAAGUGGUCUUAUGCUGCACUGAGAUGUAGGCUUAUUUGCGCUUUUCACUGCUGAAAUUCCUGGACAUGACUCUAGACACUAUAAAUCACCCCAAAGUGCCACAGUGCCAUUCUAGUAUGUACGUACACAAUCCACCACAAAGUUCCGCCACAAAGUUAUACCAAAAAAAAAAAAAGGAAGGAAAGAUAUCAAGCUAUGCAUUAGUCGAUGAGCCGCAAACAUGCUUUCUGCCAAACUGGAAUUAACUGGUGCAUAUCUGUUAGUUAGCAGAAAGUCUACUUAUAGGAAAACUUGACUGGAUAUUGUUAUUGACAACAAGAAGAUGGUAUUAUUAUGUUAUUUAAGUAUUAUUUUUGUUACAAUUCAUUACUGUUGUUGGCUAAAGCCACAAUAAUCAUUUUUUCAUUUUAUUGAUUUGAAUACCUGGACUGCCAAGGUGUUUUUUUUUUUGUUGUUGUUUUGUUUUUUUAAGUUUCAGUGCCUUUGCUAUCUUUUAUGAUAAUUUUUUUAAUUAUUAUUUUUUUUAAUAAGAGUAAUUAUAGCAAUUGUGUUUUUAUACUCUAUUUAUUUUGGUAGUGAAUCCAUUUUUUGCUUGAUGUAACGCCACUCCAUGCCUUGUGUGAGACUGUGUGGGUGUUUAUAUAUGAAGAGACGCGAUGACCUGGAAGGACGGGGAGGAAAAGGAGGACGAGAGGGAGUGAGAGGGUGUGGAAUGCAGUUAUUUCAUGCUGGGGUUAUUUCUUGUUUGUUUAAAGAGCUGAUGAGGCCUGUAUUUAUCUGUGAAAGCUGAAGUUGAGUGGUCAUCAUCUGUAUGGCAAAACCAAGCCACUGUAAAAAAUCAACUCAGUUAAUAAACGGAUCAUUUCAAAGUA